UUCCAGUCUUAUGCGGUGGAAGUAGAUGUAAAGGAUGGCGCUAAUGCUACGUGCCUGUAUGCAAACUGGAUGAUGAGGUUCUUGAUAACAUAUGAAACAAACAGUAGUGAUUAUAAAAACACAACCUUGAACCUAUCAUCCAAUGUGACACACGAUGGAAGCGUCUGUGGCAAUGACACACAAGCUGCACUUCUGGCAGUACAGUUUGGAGAAGGUCACUCUUGGAGUGUUAACUUCACAAAAACCAAUGAAACUUACCAGGGGGACUUCAUCACAUUUACCUACAACACCAAUGAUACCACUGUAUUUCCUGAUGCUAAAAGAAAAGGACCAGUUACUAUUGUUGUAAAGGAUACUAUGCAGCCAGUUCAACUGAAUAACGUCUUUGUGUGUCAUAAUACCGACUUCCUUGAAGCAGAAAGCGUAACGCAGAUUUUCUGGAAUGUUACUGUGCAGGCUUUUGUUCAGAAUGGCACAAUUGGUAAAAAAGAGUCUAGAUGUCGUGCUGAUACACCUACUUCUGCACCUCCUACUGGUGCCAAUGUAACUACUGCGUCUCCUACCACUGCAUCACCUGCUCCAACUACUGCUCCCAAACCUGUAGAGAAUCCAGAAACUGGAAACUAUUCUCUUAAAAGUGGAAAUAAAACUUGUCUUCUGGCUAAUGUGGGACUCCAGCUGAACGUUUCCCAAGACAAGCCUCUUCUGAUCAACAUCAACCCAAAGACAACUAGUGCAGAUGGUGUCUGUGGUAACACAACAGCUACUCUGAAACUGAACGAUGGAAAUAGCACACUGAUUGGUUUCACGUUUGUUGUUAAAAAUGUAAGCACAACUGCACAAAAAUUUUACCUGAAAGAGGUGAAUGUUACACUGCUCAAUCGUCUGAAUGGUUCUGUCAUCUCAAAUGCAGAUAACAGCAAUUUCAGCAACUGGGAUGCUUUCCUUGGUACUUCUUAUAUGUGCCAGAAGGAGCAAACUCUUGAAAUUAGUGACAAUAUUCAAAUACAUACAUUUAAUCUAUGGAUUCAGCCAUUCCUUGUGGAGGAAAAUAAGUUCUCUACAGCCCAGGAGUGUUCGCUGGAUGAUGACGACAUUCUCAUCCCAAUUGUAGUUGGUGCCGCACUUGCCGGCUUGAUUGCCAUUAUAGUGCUUGCUUACAUAAUUGGCAGAAGAAAAAGCUAUGCUGGAUAUCAAACUUUGUGAAUCUAAGUGUGAUUCCUGUUCUGAUUUCACUCUAAACAAAGCAAGUGCAAGUUCUGAAGUCCAAAAAAGACCCAAAACUUAGGAGUAAUUACUAGCCACAGCUAACUGGAGUUGAGAAACAAAGAGAAUGUUUAUCUCAGAUGAAGCAGAACUACGUUUUUAGUUUUCCUGCUCUAAGAAGACGACGUGGGUUUCAUAGCUGUUCUGAAGAUGUCAAAUACAGAAUGAAUUGCUAGGCUAAGGAUUUUAUCUUGCAAAAACCCUAAAAUGUUUAGGAUUUCUUUCUGCUUUUUACAAAGUGUAGCCUGAAACAAGAACACAUUCUAAACUAACAUGCAUUGGGCAACUCCCAGAAUAGCAUAGAAUUUGUACUUGCUUCUCUCCUCUGCGUUCCUUAGUUGUUGUCAUAACUGUGGGUUCAGCUGGCAGUAUUAGUCACUAUGUUGACUUGUAUAGUAUUUAACAAGGAUUGUAUGAUGC
Messenger RNA from Nestor notabilis (Kea), 1686 nucleotides. It is a transcript of the gene LAMP2, whose product is annotated as lysosomal-associated membrane protein 2. Gene Ontology annotation, biological process: protein targeting to lysosome involved in chaperone-mediated autophagy; cellular response to starvation; autophagosome maturation. Lineage: Eukaryota; Metazoa; Chordata; Aves; Psittaciformes; Psittacidae. The coding region runs from base 70 to 1206 and encodes 378 amino acids. Gene Ontology annotation, cellular component: autophagosome membrane. The transcript is spliced from 8 exons. The record is from RefSeq and is a predicted model, not a curated record.